Messenger RNA from Apis dorsata (giant honeybee), 189 nucleotides. It is a transcript of the gene Rpb12, whose product is annotated as DNA-directed RNA polymerases I, II, and III subunit RPABC4. Gene Ontology annotation, molecular function: DNA-directed RNA polymerase activity; DNA binding; zinc ion binding. Gene Ontology annotation, cellular component: RNA polymerase II, core complex; RNA polymerase III complex; RNA polymerase I complex. The annotation marks the transcript as partial. Lineage: Eukaryota; Metazoa; Arthropoda; Insecta; Hymenoptera; Apidae. The record is from RefSeq and is a predicted model, not a curated record. The transcript has 2 exons. Gene Ontology annotation, biological process: DNA-templated transcription.
UUUUAUACAACUUUUUUUUUGUAUUUGUAGAAUGCCAUCAUGAUAAUGAAAUACGACCAAGAGAUCCUAUUCGAUGCAGAGAAUGUGGAUACAGAAUCAUGUACAAAAAACGAACUAAAAGACUUGUUGUAUUUGAUGCACGAUAAAUGUAAGGAUUAAAUAGUUUUUAAUAAAAUACUCACAAUUAUA